This is a messenger RNA of Lynx canadensis (Canada lynx), 580 nucleotides long. RefSeq names its product MICOS complex subunit MIC10-like. Gene Ontology annotation, cellular component: mitochondrial inner membrane; mitochondrion; MICOS complex. The transcript has a single exon. Bases 51 to 323 code for a protein of 90 amino acids. NCBI's taxonomy places the organism in Eukaryota, Metazoa, Chordata, Mammalia, Carnivora, Felidae. The record is from RefSeq and is a predicted model, not a curated record.
UGAAUACCAUCAAAACCAAAGAUGCCUCUGGAUGUAGUAAGUCAUAAUAAAUGAAAAAUAUUUUUAGGGAGCUGGGGGUGGGGAACAUGUUGGACUCCGAGCUCGGCAGGAAGUGGGACCAGUGCAUGGUGGAUGCGGUCGUGAAGAUAGGUGUCGGUUUUGGAUUAAGACUGGUUUUCUCACUUACCUUCUUUAAAAGAAGAAUGUGGCCAUUAGUCUUUGGUUCUGGCACGGGAUUGGGAAUGGCUGACUCCAACUGUCAGCAUGAUUUCCAGGCUCCAUAUCUUCUACACGGAAAAUAUGUCCAAGAGCAGGAGCAGUGACUUCCACCUGAGAACAUCCCAGUGGGAGGAAAAGAGAAAUCGUGUCUAUUCCUCAGGAAUACUGAAGUGCCCUGGAGUCAGCUGACAUUCUUCUGUAGCAAUGUCAUCAGUAAUGCUUUCAACUCCAGCACACUGUUUAUGUAUUUGAAACCAAGUCUGUUUCUUGUUUUGCAUUUUCUCUCUGGAAAUUGCAAGGAGGUGGUCUUAAAAGAAGUAAAUUAAAAGUAGGCAGCCCCCGCCCCGUAAAUUAAAAGUAG